GGCCUCUCAGAACCCCCACACGACGUACCCCAGCUCUCGUCUGCUUGAAGUCGCCUGUCGUCAUCAUGGCCGACGAUCAACCACACAAGUUCCCCGCAUACAAGCUGGGCGAGUACACGGUUGUGGAUGAAAUAGCGGAGGGCACGUUCGGGAAGGUAAAGAUGGCCAUACAUACCGUGACCGGUCAGAAGGUUGCCAUGAAGUUCAUUUCGAAACACGCCAUUGCGAAGCAUAGGACCAAGACCAGGGUGCAGCGCGAGGUCGAAUACAUGCGCACUCUCCGGCACCCUCACAUCAUUAAGCUGUACGAGGUCAUCUCUACCCCUACCGAUAUAAUCAUCGUCCUUGAAUAUGCCGGCGGGGAGCUGUUCAACUACAUUGUCGCGAAUGGGCGAAUGUCCGAGCCACAAGCACGCCGGUUCUUCCAGCAGCUAAUAUCCGGAAUCGAGUAUAGCCACCACUUGAAGAUCGUCCAUCGAGACCUGAAGCCUGAGAACGUGCUGCUCGACGACGAUCUGAACGUCAAGAUCGCUGACUUCGGUCUGUCGAACGAGAUCAAGGACGGCGACUUCCUCAAGACGAGCUGCGGUAGUCCAAACUAUGCUGCACCCGAAGUUAUUCGCGGCGGACUCUACACUGGCCCUGAGAUUGAUGUGUGGAGUUGUGGCGUUAUUCUGUACGUUAUGCUCUGCGGUCGGUUGCCUUUCGAGGACGACGACGUGCAGACGCUGUUCACGAAGAUCAGCCAGGGAGUGUACCACCUCCCGUCAUACUUGUCGCAUGAGGCAAAGGGCCUCAUCAACGGUAUGCUGGCAGUCGACCCCGUCAAGCGCAUUACUAUCCCCGAGAUCAUGCAGCAUCCUUUCUUCACUACCGACCUCCCUAAAUAUCUCAGCCCACUACCGCAACAAGGUCCCGUGCUUGGGACGCUCUCGUCCCUCGUCGCCCCACCGAAAGCCCUUGAGUACGAUUUCAUCGAAGGUUUAGGACGGAUCGAGGAAGAGGUCGUAGAUGACCUGGCCUCUCGUAUGGAAGGAGUGGACAAGGAGGACGUCUGGGAGUGCCUGCGGCGCGAUGAUGGCCCGCAAGGAAACGCCGUCAAAGUGGCAUAUAUGCUCUUACGAGACAAGCGCCGAGCGGGGCGGAACCUGGCGGAAUACGAGGAGCAGGAGCGAGAUGCUAAGUUGGCCGUCAUGGACCCUCGGCAUCCGCUCUCUCCCAAUGCCGUGUCACCUGGAGGAACCGACUUGGAAGAAAACCCUUUCGAUUCCGAAUUCAACGACUAUGACGAAGACGACGAGGAUCUCGAUUUCUCGACGCCACAGAACGAGUCCGAGAGCAACAAUUUCGCGGUCCUUAAUUCUUCCCUCCCCGAACAGCUCCCCGAACCCCAUCAUCUCCAGUCGUACGCCUCCGCGAAGAAGGCGUGGCCAGCGAAGGAGAAGAAGCAGCACCGAACGAAAUGGCACUUCGGCAUACGGAGCCGGUCACCGCCGAUGGAAGUGAUGCUGGAGAUCUACCGGACGCUGAAGGCGUUGGGCAUGGAGUGGAAGGAGAAGACUGAUCUCGGCGGAUUAGGUGCCAGCGCGCUCCUCAAGGAGAAGCGGGGCUCAGAUCGAGCGAAGAUUGAGCGCGCGAGGGAGUACGAUGGCUACGUCGAUCUUCGCGCGGCGUCUGCGAUCUACUUCAUCGAGACGCGAGCCAGGGUGCAGGAUGUGGUGGUUCUGAUGAACCUCCAAUUGUACAUGGUCGACUCUAUCAACUAUCUGGUUGACUUCCACCACAAGAAGACGUACAAGGCGUCGCUCGAGCCUGGUGCGGGGAAGUUUGACAUGGCGCAUCCGGAUUGCAACCUGUCCGAGACGGCAUCGGAGUCGAGCCGCUCGAUCAAAGACUUCAAUCUUCGCGAUGAGGAGGUCGUGUCACCAUUCGUCUUCAUGGACGUCGCCUGUCGACUCAUCAUCGAGCUUGCGGGAGGGGGAGAGUAGAGAGUCGCUCUCCUCGUUUUUGCGCUGUGUGCUAGAUCUCUUGUGCGUGCUGUGAUUUGAUUGUCUGCUAUGUUGCGCAUGUACUGCUUAUAAUCGCUUGGUCUGUUCAGGCGAGACUCACGUUGGAUGUAGCUCAUGGGAUAUCGUAAUCAUGUAUUGUUAUAGUGCAUAUGCUAUAUGCGAAGAAGGAAGCAAUCUGGCAUCUUCUGUGGCUGGAUCUAGACGUGCGUCUUCGGUUGAACAUGUGAAGGACUGGUCAUGCGUCACUUCGGUCCUAGAAUCCUUUGUGGCGCUGCCAAAGGCGGACGAGAUGGAAGUGGACUUGGUAGUGGCUAUCGAGACGGGACAACGCUCUUUGCAUCAAAGAAUGCGUGGUUUUCCUCUAGAAAACUUCAUACAGCAAGGAAGGCGGCUUCCUCUUUGGGGAAUACGUGAAGACCAGAUGAACCCGUCGAUCGUUGGGUGCCGUCUUCGGGCCCUUCGUGACAUCCCGACCAGCAGGGAACAAGUCGCAAGAUCGCAGUUGCAUUCGUCAACGCAGCUGGCUCGCAAGGAGGAAUACUGAUUGUCAUGUCUCGUGCCAAAUGCGAGCCCAGACCGCUCCUGUCGGAUGCCCCACCGCUUCCACACGAGUUGGUGUCGUUGCUGUCACAAGUCAACGUCCGACACGUCUGGUCACGCCAUGUCCAAGUCAUGUUGACGCGGAGACGGCACUCGCGCCGUUCUGGCGUAGCAUGGUUCGACGCCACCCUGCCUCAGCGCA
Molecule: messenger RNA, 2751 nt
Organism: Dichomitus squalens LYAD-421 SS1
Lineage: Eukaryota; Fungi; Basidiomycota; Agaricomycetes; Polyporales; Polyporaceae
Product: snf 1
Exons: 10
Coding region: 66-1988 (640 amino acids)
Biological process (GO): protein phosphorylation; intracellular signal transduction
Cellular component (GO): cytoplasm
Molecular function (GO): ATP binding; protein serine/threonine kinase activity
Source: RefSeq, a predicted model, not a curated record